Molecule: messenger RNA, 1230 nt
Organism: Aspergillus vadensis CBS 113365
Lineage: Eukaryota; Fungi; Ascomycota; Eurotiomycetes; Eurotiales; Aspergillaceae
Product: putative extracellular serine-rich protein
Exons: 1
Coding region: 298-837 (179 amino acids)
Source: RefSeq, a predicted model, not a curated record
GAGCAUUUCUAACUGGAGUUCACCAGCUGCGCUGUCGCUCCUUCUUCAUACAUACGCAAACCACCAGAGCUGCCACUCCUUCCAGCUCCAUUCGCUCUUUAGUCUUCUUCAAAAGCAUCGGCUACUAGCUGUCGUCUCUACCAAGGUUCCAUAGAGCGCCAGUGCUUUCCAACGCUAUAUCAACAUCAACAUCAAUACUUUAAGCCAGGUUUCCAAGUGCAUACUCCAAGUCUGCGUGGCAUAUCGAUCCCACUCCGCGUUCUGAUUCGCAAACCAUAUACAUACGCAGCCAAUAAGAUGUAUCUCUCCAAGGUCCUUCUCGUUACCUGUGCGGCCUUCGCCCCGUUCGCCUCUGCUGCGGUGCAGGCUACACCUACAGAUACACCUGUGCCCGUCUCAAGCACGCAUGUCGCAUCCACGCCGCUGGCACCAACUCCGACCUCCAUUUCGUCCAGCCCCCUUCAUACAGCCAGCAGCAGUGUUGUCAUCAUCAGCAGCAGUAGCAGUGCCAGAUUCCAUCCCAGCUCUUCCGCUUCGCCAAGUCAUAUGGCAAGUUCUAGCCGUCGUGUGUCUAGCUCCGCCAUUUCCAGCUCCGCCAUUGCCAGCUCCUCAGCUUCUUUCACCAGGUCAUACAUCACCAAGGCAUCAGCUCGCCCGACCACCACGACAUCGACCGAUGCGGACUCAAAGUCGAAGUCAAACUCUGGUUCGGACUCGGAAUCCGCCACUGCGGCUGCAGCAUCUGCUACUCACUCGGGCGCCGCCGCUCCGGUCGCCCAGCUUUCUGGAGGUAUGGCUGCUGGGGUUAUCGCUGCUGCAGGAUUUAUGAUGCUCUAAGAUACUCUGAGUGGAGUGCUGUCUUAUGGUCAUGCCUCCCUGUAAUACCAGAGUGGCAUAGAUAGCUGUCUGCGCUAAGUUUGAGAAGCGGGGGUUGAUGUGGCAAUGAGAAAGGAACUCUUUAACGACAACUCGCUGAGAAGAAGCAUCCCAUAUAUGUACUAUCGACAACUAUGAUAUUGAGCUCUCCUUUCGGACAGUAGUUCCCUCUCGUGUGUUCUCUUUUUAUCGUGUUUUUGAUCCAUCAAGCCUUGCAUGUGUCCAUUUGACGGGUCGGCAGCAUUUGCUCAUCUGUCUGAUUUGUGACAUUAGUACCUUGCACAUUCUUUAUUUCCAAAUUCAUGCAAAUGCUUAUAAUUGACUAUAUUUUCCUACCUCUCUCUUAUCUUUUCC